Molecule: messenger RNA, 2642 nt
Organism: Peromyscus eremicus (cactus mouse)
Lineage: Eukaryota; Metazoa; Chordata; Mammalia; Rodentia; Cricetidae
Gene: Fmod
Product: fibromodulin
Exons: 3
Coding region: 182-1312 (376 amino acids)
Molecular function (GO): protein binding
Source: RefSeq, a predicted model, not a curated record
UCUUCAAGAUAUUUGAUUAGGAAUUUGGGGGCGGGCCCUGGCCUGGCACAGACUCGCACACUCUCCGUAGGCACUCACUCCUCUCUCUCUCUCUCUCUCUUCCUCUCUCUCACAUUCUCCAACCCAAGGAGGCCAGACAGAAGGACCGGGUCACUCUGAACGGUUCAACCCGAGAGACAAAAUGCAGUGGGCCUCCAUCCUGCUGCUGGCAGGGCUCUGCUCACUUACCCAGGGCCAGUAUGACGAAGACUCUCACUGGUGGAUCCAGUACCUCCGAAACCAGCAGUCCACCUACUACGACCCCUACGACCCUUACCCCUACGAGCCCUCUGAGCCUUACCCCUACGGAGUGGAGGAAGGCCCCGCCUAUGCCUACGGUGCACAUCCUCCUCCAGAGCCCCGUGACUGUCCCCAAGAAUGCGACUGCCCACCCAACUUCCCCACAGCCAUGUACUGUGACAACCGCAACCUCAAGUACCUGCCCUUUGUGCCCUCCCGUAUGAAGUAUGUCUACUUCCAGAAUAACCAGAUCUCCGCCAUCCAGGAAGGUGUCUUUGACAAUGCCACUGGGCUGCUCUGGAUUGCUCUCCAUGGCAACCAGAUUACCAGUGACAAGGUAGGCAGGAAGGUCUUCUCCAAGCUGAGGCAACUGGAGAGGCUGUACCUAGACCACAACAACCUGACCCGGAUGCCCGGCCCGCUGCCUCGAUCCCUGAGAGAGCUCCACCUGGACCACAACCAGAUCUCACGGGUCCCCAACAACGCUCUAGAGGGCCUGGAGAACCUCACAGCAUUGUACCUCCACCACAACGAGAUCCAGGAAGUGGGAAGUUCCAUGAGGGGGCUCCGGUCCCUGAUCCUUCUAGAUCUGAGUUAUAACCACCUCCGAAGGGUGCCGGAUGGUCUGCCCUCCGCCCUGGAGCAGCUGUACCUAGAACACAACAACGUCUACACCGUCCCUGACAGCUACUUCCGGGGGUCACCCAAGCUGUUGUACGUGCGGCUGUCACACAACAGCCUCACCAACAACGGCCUGGCUACCAACACCUUCAAUUCCAGCAGCAUUCUCGAGCUCGACUUGUCCUAUAACCAGCUGCAGAAGAUCCCUCCUGUCAGCACCAACCUGGAGAACCUCUACCUCCAAGGCAACAGGAUCAACGAGUUCUCCAUCAGCAGCUUCUGCACGGUGGUGGACGUCAUGAACUUCUCCAAGCUGCAAGUGCUACGCCUGGAUGGGAACGAGAUCAAGCGCAGUGCCAUGCCCGUGGACGCGCCGCUCUGCCUGCGCCUCGCCAGCCUCAUCGAGAUCUGAGGGGCCUUGCUCUGGGCUUGGCGCUUCAGGCUCCCGGUGCACGCCCCGCCGCCACCCACCCCGCUGCAUUCGGCUUGAUGGUCUGGUUUGGCUUUUGCUGGACGGUCUGGGACAAGCAUGCGACACAAGUCCACAGGUUCUUAGUCAGUCUCCUUCCAACGGGCAAAGUUAGGUGGGAUCAGGGACCCUGCCAGAUCCUGCAGAGGACAAAAGUGCUGGAGGACUAACCAUGGAGUCCAGCCCCCAAAUUCUUACUAACACCCAACCUUCCCCAAGACCUGGUCUGCCUUGCGUAGACAGUAGCAUAGAACCAUUUUCAGACAAUCUGACUUUCUGGGGCUGUGCUGCUUCCGCAGUUACUCGGGGCUCCUAUUCAUUGCUCCUCAAAACAUCCCUCUUGCCCAAGCACCUCCUCCUAGGCCCAGCUGUCCACUCUGCCCUCUUUCGCUGAGGCCUCUUCCACGUCUUAGGCAGUCAGGAGACACACCCCCUAAGGCCAGUGGUAGCUGUUCAGCAACCUGUGGAGAGGCCACACUAUUGUCUGAGGUUAAAAGGAUGCCUAAAAAUCACCACUGCACCUCCCUAACCUCCCCUGUUUAAAGCCACCAAACUGAAGGUCAUCAGCAUAAUGAUGAUGUCAUGGCUUGACACCAAAGGGGACGACCAGAUCUAUAAUGGAGGAUCAGAUUUCAGAGCGGGAGGGUUCCACGCUUAUCAUCAUAUCUGUAAUGUGGGUAAGGAAGGGUCACAUCUCAGACUCGCAGACCUGAAGGGGCAGGCCCCUUCCCGGGUUUCAUCUGACCCAACAUGAUCUGUGCAGCAGUGUGGUUUUCAAAACAUGAGGAAGAUCCUCUGCCCAUCCUUCUAUCCAAGUAGGAGGGUUUGGUACACAGAUGGUAGAGGCUGACAGGUCCACCAGCCUUGGACCCACAUGCUAACCCAGACUAGGGGGUGAUGGCAAUAACUGGUUUGUCCCUAAGGCACCAGCUUAAGGCACCAGCUCUGCCGGAGAGGCUCGCUGGGGUGCAGAAGCCGGGCCGAGUCUUGCCUCACUAGGCAUGGAUCCCUCUGCUUUCACAUGGUGGGGUCACUCCUCAUGCCCCAAGAUGCCUAUGAUUUGUAGCUUGGCUGACAGCAACCCUAUCCUCUCCUUUCUAAAGGUAAUGUUGUCUGGACACAACCCACAGGCUCUUCUAGACCCCACUGGGAUGGAGCCAUGUGGGCAGCCAGCAGCAAGGACCAGUUGAGGGAUGUUAGCAUGAGUCAGGUCCCUGUCCAGACGCCUUACAGCCCUGACUCUGUGUGCACGUGGGAGCAAGCAUCUCUGAAA